AUGGGACUCAUCCAAGCAAGUGUCUCCGGAUACUUCCCAUACAUCACGCUUUCUCACCGCUGGGGUGAAGGCGAGCCAUUAUUACGCGACAUCGAGGGGCGCGUGAUAUAUGAUAUGCCAGUGAGAGGGGGCUUUAGAAAGCUCCAAGCCUUCUGUGCUGUUGCUUGCGAGCUGGAUUACUUAUGGGCCUGGAGCGACACGUGCUGCAUCGACAAACACAGCAGUGCCGAGGUGCAAGAAACGAUUGGAUCAAUGUUUGUGUGGUAUCGAAAAUCCGCGUUGACCAUUGUAUACCUUUCUGACAUUUCCGAUACCGGUUUGCUCGGGACCAGCGAAUGGUUCAGGCGUGGGUGGACCCUCCAAGAACUACUGGCUCCCCGAACGGUACUAUUCUACACCCAAAAUUGGUCACUUUACAAGAAUCUAACGUCCUCGAAUCAUAAAAUGGAUGCCGCUGUGUUGGAAGACUUGGAAAGAACAACUAGAAUAGAGUCCCGGUUCCUCACUAACUUUUCUCCGGGCAUGGAUGAUGCACGUUCCAGACUCCAAUGGGCCUCACUGCGUCGUACCACCCGGCCUGAGGAUAUCGCCUACUCACUUUUUGGGAUCUUUAAUCUUCACCUACCCGUUCUGUAUGGCGAAUCUGCUGAGGACUCGCUUGGCCGUCUCCUAACGGAAAUCAUAUCGCGGUCGGGGGAUAUCUCGGUUCUGGAUUGGAUCGGGGAGGCAUCAUCAUUUCAUAGCUGUUUCCCUGCUCAUAUUAAAUCGUAU
Pisolithus orientalis is the source of this 771-nucleotide messenger RNA. RefSeq lists its product as uncharacterized. The annotation marks the transcript as partial. The record is from RefSeq and is a predicted model, not a curated record. NCBI's taxonomy places the organism in Eukaryota, Fungi, Basidiomycota, Agaricomycetes, Boletales, Pisolithaceae. The transcript has a single exon.